AUGCUGCGCCGACUGCACCACGACAUGGUUGACGAGAAUGCCGGAAAGCUGCUGCGGAAGGACAGCAAGAGGCAGCGCGUCCUCAAGUUCUUCAGGGCUUUCAAGCAGAAGCAAACACAGCGUCAGGGUGAGGUCGCUGUACCUGCACCACCCAAGCAUGAUAACGCUGCCCCACAAUCAGCCCCUCCACAAACACUCGAUGUGAUACCCCAAGAGGAACCGAGUGCCGCAGUCGAUCAUGAGAGCAUGGCGCCCGUAGAAGAACUAGAGCCAGAUCGCGUACCCACACCACCGCAAGAAACCAAGGAGGACAAAUUGGAGACUCUUGGUGAGGGCCAGCUUCGUACGCUCUUCGCCGGGGCCCCGCAGUUUGGCAUCGCAAAGACAGGCAGUCGCUACAUACCAACCGUCACUCAUCCUUGGAACGCCGAUGCUGUGCUCAAGGAAGCUACCGAUACAGUUCCACUUGCUGAACCCGCCUUCUCAGCCGCGACCCUACACGAACAUCCAUCUAAGACCCGACAACUACCCGAGACUUCGAAACAGUACAAUGGUUAUCAGGUGGACGUGGUGGAGAUGCCGAGCAUGGUCAGUGCCCAGGGUGUCGAACCAGGGACCGUUGGCUUCUCGCAUUUCCUCGAGCUACCAAGGUCUGACACGCUGGCCAGCGAGCUGGACCAGUCUCAGUCAAGUCAAGACUCCGCUGAGUCGGCCAGGAAUAAGGACGUCAUGCAGGCAACUCCUGAGCGACUGGGUAUCCGUCCAGUGGACUUGAACUUGAUAUACGACCGCUUGGCUGAGUUCCAGGACAUGUACGAGGCAUUCCAAGACAGCCCCGAGCCCAUGACAAUUCUCAACAACCAAAGCUCUGGAGAUCUGUACGCGAAUCUGUUCACCAAGUUCCUUACCCCUCCGGGUUACGACGACUCUACUGCGGAUCCUACAGGCUUGCAGACACAAAUCGUGGCUCUACUCAGGGUGUUGGGACUGAAGGGUGUCUGGUACGACUUCAGCCUUGUCGAAUGGAGGAUAAGGCUUGGCCAAAUACUGUGGAGUGAAUCCGAGCCAACAUCCGAGCAUCAUCACCAAACGCUAUGGACAGAACGGGAGAUAUUAUUACUGCAGAUCACCUUGGCUUGCGAGUUGCUGCUUCGACUGGAUGCCUUCACGAAUGCAGAUGCGACCGACGCUGAGAUCCGACUUCGGAUUGACGCAAAGGAUAUCGAAGGGUUUCUCAAGAUCAAGACGAGGAAGGUUGACUGGGAUUUGGUGCUCGCACGGAGAUUUCUCGACAACGUCGUCAUUAUGAGAGGCAGCGAUGCGCCAGUCUCACCCAAACCCAAACUACGUGGACUACUGUCAUUGCUAAGCCAAGGUGCUCACGCUCAGAUACCGCAGUCGGACCUCAUCAUACUUCCACAGCAUCAAUCCAGACAACUUUCAGGGCUUCUUCACUUUGCGAAGACGCUACAGUGGCCUAGCCUUGACGUGGUCUCGGCGGAUUUAGCUCGGAAGCUUGGAGAGCAACACAAAAUCGAGGAACCCACACCAUCAUCACCCAGCGGAAGGUUGCUCGACAUGGCCACCCCUUCCGGCAUCAGUGUCUACGGCACGCCACUGCAAACACCUCUCGCUUCCGGUCAACAGCUGGACAGCUACUUCGGCCACAUCGGGAAGCCCGCUCUGAAUCGCAACAACUCUCGUGCCUUACGCAUGCCACUUUCUCCCGUGUCGACCAUCUCGGAAAACGAUGCCACGUCCAGCUACAAUAUCGGAGGGUGGCUGAGUCGGUCUUAUCUGACCGGUCUUGUGCUCCCCGGAGAAGCCAUCUCACACUUCCUCGUGUCAACCUUGCUUGAGAACGACAGCAACGCUAUUGCCAACCUGGGAGAAUCAGCAAACUUGUACGGCGGAUUCACCUUUGGCGACAGAACCUUUUGGAGCAAGGCUUCCGUUGUUGGGCGUAUUCUCGCGUGUGCCAAAGGCUCUACAGAGUGUAUGGGCUGGAUCUCAUGUCCAAAGCUGCCCGACAGCCCUGCUGACCGUUGGUACUCGGUUCACAGCGAAAUGCUUCCGCACGAGAACCGGUUGCGACCAAGAGACGGUUCUGAUACAGUCGCCGCAGAGUCAGCUAUCGCACCAGUCGAUUCUCUAGCUUUAUUGAGGUCCGAGGACUUUGUUCUUCCCCAGGAUCCUGAUUCGUACCUGGCUCCCUGCUUGAUCUUCUCGCAGUGGGAACUGGUCCCAAUUAACACGGAUCUUAUCGACGGUGACAGCUUGACAGGACCGCCAACCGAAAGUGACAUCCAUGCCCCGUCGAUGACGUUUGUCUCCAGAGGAGAUGCAGUGAGCCACACCAUCACGUUGACAUACGAUGUUCAAUUUGUCACUUCUUUCCCCUGCACUACAGCUGCGUCUGCGCCUCCCUCGUUCACGCAUCGCCCUAAGGUUCUGAGGCGCUCUGGCACUGGAACAAUUUCGAGAUCCUCUUCAAAACACAGCGUAACUCUUUCACGCCGCAACAGCCACGGCUUUGAGCCGCUCCUAUCGCAUCCACCGGAUGCCGCAGACAUCGCGCCAAAGCGGAUGUACGAAGCAUCUUCCGGACCAGAAGUCGAGACACUUGCGACCAGUAGCAAGCCCAUGAACGCGCAUCCUCUACACCAGUCGUACUCCUACAAGAUCGUGCCAACCACCGAUAUUCUGGAUCCUGACUUUUUACUGCCGUUCGAGCUUCACACGUCCAAGUCUACAGAGCGCCUACUUGAUUUGUCGCGGAGCAACGACAGCGAGACAGCGGAGACAAUCAAGAAUAACAAGAAGGCUGUGUUGGUACUAGAUGCCAGAGCUUCGUCUGAUCUUCAGUUGCUCGCACGAGCCUGGUGUGCGGAAAAGGGCCUUCAUGCGAUCGCCAGAGGUUUAGGCAUCCACAUUGUGAUCAGAGUAUAG
This is a messenger RNA of Alternaria incomplexa, 2949 nucleotides long. RefSeq lists its product as uncharacterized. The record is from RefSeq and is a predicted model, not a curated record. Bases 1 to 2949 code for a protein of 982 amino acids. The transcript has 3 exons. NCBI's taxonomy places the organism in Eukaryota, Fungi, Ascomycota, Dothideomycetes, Pleosporales, Pleosporaceae.